Anolis sagrei ordinatus is the source of this 5469-nucleotide messenger RNA. It is a transcript of the gene GARNL3, whose product is annotated as GTPase activating Rap/RanGAP domain like 3. Lineage: Eukaryota; Metazoa; Chordata; Lepidosauria; Squamata; Anolidae. Gene Ontology annotation, biological process: activation of GTPase activity; regulation of small GTPase mediated signal transduction. Gene Ontology annotation, molecular function: GTPase activator activity. Gene Ontology annotation, cellular component: cytoplasm. The record is from RefSeq and is a predicted model, not a curated record.
GGGAAGGAGGGAAGGAAGGGAGGAGGGCGAUGGUGAGGAAGGAUGCUUCCCCGGGAGCCUCUGGCGUUGGCCAGGCUGAAGAUGCGCAAAGGGAUCAGCUUCGAUGGGGAAGGAGGAGAGGAAGAAGGGGAGCAGGACAGCUCCGUCUCCGAGGAUUUGGGCUGCCGGCGCGGAGAGUUCAGCCGAAAGCAUUAUGGAUCCGUGGAGCUGCUCAUUUCCAGCGAUGCCGACGGAGCGAUCCAAAGAGCGGGCCGGUUCCGGGUGGAGAAUGGCUCCAUUGACGAGAAUACGGAUUAUGCACCUGGGACCUGGCACCGGACAGAUGUGCACCUGGAGAACCCCGAAUACCACACCAGGUGGUACUUCAAGUAUUUCCUAGGAAAAGUUCAUCAGAACUACGUCGGGACAGAUGCAGAAAAGAACCCGUUCUUCCUCUCCGUCGUGCUCUCCGACCAAAACAACCAGCGGGUCCCGCAAUACCGUGCAAUCCUUUGGAGGAAAACAGGAACUCAGAAAAUAUGCCUCCCUUACAGCCCUACGAAGACAUUGUCUGUAAAAUCUAUUUUAAGUGCCAUGAAUCUUGACAAGUUUGAGAAAGGGCCAAGAGAGAUCCUUCACCCAGAAAUCCAAAAGGAUUUAUUGGUCCUUGAAGAGCAAGAGGGCUCGGUCAAUUUUAAGUUUGGGGUUCUUUAUGCCAAAGACGGACAGCUGACGGAUGACGAGAUGUUCAGCAAUGAAACCGGCAGCGAAAGCUUUCAGAAGUUGCUGACUCUUUUGGGGGAGGCCAUUGUGCUCAAGGGCUGGACGGGCUACAGAGGAGGGCUGGACACCAAAAACGACACCACCGGCCUCCACUCCAUGUACACAGUCUACCAGGGCCACGAGAUCAUGUUCCACGUCUCCACCAUGCUCCCCUAUUCCAAGGAGAACAAGCAGCAGGUGGAAAGGAAGCGGCACAUUGGGAAUGACAUCGUCACCAUCGUGUUCCAGGAAGGAGAGGAGUCGUCACCAGCCUUUAAGCCUUCCAUGAUCCGCUCGCACUUCACACAUAUUUUUGCCUUAGUGAGAUACAACAAGCAAAACGAUAGCUACAGGCUGAAGAUCUUUUCGGAAGAAAGCGUCCCUCUCUUUGGGCCCCCACUUCCCUCUCCGCCGGUCUUUACGGACCACCAGGAAUUCAGGGAUUUUCUGCUCGUGAAACUGAUCAACGGGGAGAAGGCCACUCUGGAGACCCCGACUUUCGCCCAGAAGCGGCAGCGCACCUUGGACAUGCUGAUCCGCUCUUUGUACCAGGACCUCAUGCCCGACAUGCACAAGAACAUGCUCAACAGGAGGUCCUUCAGCGACGUCUUGCCCGAAUCCCCGAAAUCGGCCCGGAAAAAAGAAGAGGCCCGCCAAGCUGAGUUUGUCCGUCUUGGCCAGGCAUUCAAGCUCAAAAUGAUUGUGAGAGGCGAUGCCCCGGCCAUUUUGGCAACCGCCAGCCUCUGCAAGAAAGAGCCUUGGGAAUCCCAAUGUUUCUGCAGCAAUUUCCCACACGAUGUCUUCUGUGCCGAUUCCUGGGGGCAAUCUUUGCUCGUUUCUACGGAUGUUGGGGUCCUGCUCUUAGACGAUGGACAGCCUUCGACUCUGGUGUUUGAUAAAACUUUGCAAGUGAAGCAGAUGCACAUCCUGGAGACCUUGGACCUUCUGAUCGCGAGAGCCGACAAAGGAAAGGAUUCCCGGCUCCUGGUCUUCAGGCUCAGCGCCGUCCAGAAAGGCAUCGAAGGCAAGCAGAUCAAGAGCAAAUGCGACUGCAGGGAGAACAAGCUGGAGAAAACAAAAGGCUGCCAUUUGUAUGCCAUCAACACCCACCACGGCAACGAGCUGCGGGUUGUGGCCGCCAUCCGGAACAAGCUGCUCCUCAUCACCCGGAAGUUCUGGCAAUGGGAAGGCCUCAGCAGCCCGCCCUCAAUGUCCCCGCAGUCAGAGUCCCCCGUGGAGGAGUUCCAGUACAUCCGGGAGAUCUGCUUGUCCGACGUCCCGGUGGUCAUGGCGUUGGUCGACGGCCCCACGGGGGAGAACGACAACCUCAUCUGCGUCGCUUACCGGCACCAGUUUGACUUGGUCAACGAGAGCACUGGGGAGGCCUACCGUUUGCAUCACGUCGAAGCAAGCAGGGUUAAUUUUGUUGCAGCUAUUGAUGUGUACGAAGAUGGAGAGGCCGGCCUGCUCUUGUGCUACAACUAUGUCUGCUAUUACCGCAAAGUGUGCUCCUUCAACGGGGGCUCCUUUCUGGUCCAGCCGUCGGCGUCGGACUUCCAUUUCAGCUGGAAUCAGGUCCCUUAUGCGAUCGUUUGCGCCUUCCCGUACAUCCUGGCCUUCACCACCGAUUCCAUCGAAAUCCGCUUAGUGGUGAACGGGAACCUCGUCCACACGGCUGUGGUCCCUGCGCUUCAGCUGGUGGCCUCGCGGUCAGAUAUCUACUUCAGAGCGGCCUCUGCCGUGAGCGGACCGUCCAACGGCAGCUCCAAGGAGGCCAGUUCCCCUAGUUCUCCCCAGACGCCGUUGGUGCAGGAAAUCCCCGUUUUCUCUCCUUCUGCGGCAGAAGGCGAAGCGCUGUGCAGGAACAUCUACAAAAUCCCACUCAGCAACCUAGUUGGCAGGAGCAUUGAGCGCCCAUUGAAGUCCCCUUUGGUCCCCAAAGUCAUCGCCGCCCCGACUUCUGCUGCUGUCGGCAUCCCAGUGGCGCCUUCCCUCCCCUUGGCGCGCAUUGAGAUCAAAGAGAUCGCGAGCCGGACGCGCAAAGAACUACUUGGGCUCCUUGGAGAGUCUGCCCCGAAGACGGAAGGAGGGCAGAAACAGAAGAAAGCCCCCCCAAAACAGUCGGAACCCAAGCAGGGAACCCAAGUACGGUCAACAAGCAGCGACAGGAUCGCUGCAAGCUCCUUGGAGAGCAGCUCCGACGGCGGACCCUUCUCCCCCAGUUCGGAGCCCGACUCCGGUCCCCAGGGCCAGAGUCCCCCCCCUUCCGGAAGCCCCCCCUUCUGCCUCGGGGCCUCCUUCGAGGAGGAAGACAUCGACUUGAAAUGACGUCCGCAGGUUGCCCCUUUGCCUUCCUUCCCCUCCUUCCCCAUUUUCCUAUUCGGGACAAUCACGCUUUGCUUUCUAGAGACGACUCUGGGAGGGCUCAGCGUGCCAAACCCUAUUAAUCUUGGAGGGAGAGGGAGCGGGGCAGGCGAUAUGUGGGUCAUUCAAUGGUCAAAAUCGUAUCGAAGGCUCCUACUUGGCUCAAGUCUGUUUCAACCCAUCCCUACUGGUUGGAAUAACACCGAGCCAACCACAACCUAAGAGACCCGAGACCAGAGAAACAAAUCGCUUGAAUGAUCUGAGAAAGGAGGAAAGCCCAUUGGAUGUCUCCGUGAUGUUGCAACGAAGCAAGAGGGACGUAAACAAAAAGGAGACCAGGAGGCCCUAAGGAAUGGCCUGGUUAUAGGUGAUAACUGCUACCGUUUUCCCCUUUUCUAACAGAGGGAAAGCGCAUUUCCUCCUCUCCUUCAUAUCCUUUUCGUUUGUUGAUGGUGGACGCAUACGUUGGAUAUCUUUGGAGAGGUGUUACGAUGGGACAGCUUUCACUACGGCCUGCCUAUGGUUUUUAUCAAGGCCCGAGUAUGAGUUUUAUUAAGGCCCGAGUAUGGGUUUUAUUAAGGCCCAACUACGGGUUUUAUCAAGGUCCGACAAUGGAUUUUAUCAAGGUCCGACGAUGGGUUUUUAUCAAGGUCAGACGAUGGGCUUUAUCAAGACCCAACGAUGGGUUUCAUUAAGGCCUGAUGAUGGAUUUUAUUAAGAACUGAUGAUGGGUUAUAUUAAGGCCCAACAACGAGUAUUAUUAAGGCCAGACUAUGGUUUUAUUAGGACCCAACUACGGGUUUUAUCAAGGUCUGACGAUGGGUUUUAUUAAGACCCUACAAUGGGUUUUAUUAAGGUACAUGAUGGGUUUUGUUAAGGUCCGACGAUGGGUUCUAUUAAGACCCAACGAUGGGUUUUAUUAAGACCUGAUGAUGGGUUUUAUUAAGAACUGAUGAUGGGUUUUAUUAAGGCCCAACUAUGGGAUUUAUUAAGGCCCAACAAUGGGUUUUAUUAAGGCCCGAUGAUGGGUUUUAUUAAGGCUCGACUAUGGGUUUUAUUAAGGCCCGACAAUGGGUUUUAUUAAGGCUCGACUACAGGUUUUAUCAAGGUCCAAUGAUGGGUUUUAUUAAGACCUGAUUAUAGGUUUUAUUAAGACCUGACUACGGGUUUUAUCAAGGUCCGACAAUGGGUUUUAUUAAGGUCCAACUAUGGGUUUUAUUAAGGCCUGACGAUAGGUUUUAUUAAGGCCCGACGAUGAGUUUUAUUAAGACCCAACUAUGGGCUUUAUUAAAGCCUGACGAUGGGUUGUAUUAAGGCCCGACAAUGGGUUUUAUCAAGGUCCAAUGAUGGGUUUUAUUAAGACCUGAUUGUAGGUUUUAUUAAGAUCUGACUACGGGUUUUAUUAAGGCCCAACGAUAGGUUUCAUUAAGAUCUGACAAUGGGUUUUAUUAAGGCCUGACGAUGGGUUUUAUUAAGGCUCGACGAUUUGUUUUAUUAAGGCCCAACUAUGGGUUUUAUUAAGGUCCAACGGUGGGUUUUAUUAAGGCUCGACUACGGUUUUAUUAAGGUCCAACUACGAGUUUUAUCAAGGUCCAACGAUGAGUUUUAUUAAGACGUGACGAUGGGUUUUAUUAAGGUACAGGAUGGGUUUUAUUAAGACCCAACUAUGGGUUUUAUUAAAGCCUGACGAUGGGUUUUAUUAAGGCCCAAUGAUGGGCUUUAUUAAGGUCUGACAAUGGGUUUUAUGAAGGUCCAGGAAUGGGUUUCAUUAAGGCCUAACUAUGAUCUGCGUAUCAGUUUCAUUAAGGUCUGACUUGGUUUCUUUAAGGUCUCUCUAUGGGUUUUCUAAGAAGGAUCGAACACAAUGUCGGACUAGACAAGACUCUGGUCCCUUUGAAUACCUUUACAAACACGCCAAUGCCCAGUGAAUGACGGGCAUCUUCUCUGUCGGUCACCGUUCUGCCGACGAAUCGAGUUAAGGUAGCAUUCCAUUACAAUAACUGUCUUUCUAUUGACUGUAGCAGAUAUCCAGUAGCAGUUUUCUUAAACCGAAGCCUUUUUCCCUUCCCCAAAUCCAUACUCAUUUCCCUCUGUCUGUUUAUAUAAUGCAGUGGUUCCCAACCUGUGGUCCGUGGACCACCAGUGGUCCGCAAGAACGAAAAUACGGCCUCACCGUUACCACAGAAACUAGAGCUGAUGUGGUCUAUCCAAUGCAAUUGUCUGAAUCAGCACCCCAAAUAACCAAACUGAAUCUAAAGUUGACCAAAAACUGAUUCAUAAUACUAAUGUUGGAGAGUGGUCCCUGGUCAAAAAAAAGGUUGGGAAUCACUGAUAUAAUGAAUGACACAUGUCAAUGUUAAUGGA